Molecule: messenger RNA, 3486 nt
Organism: Hypoxylon fragiforme
Lineage: Eukaryota; Fungi; Ascomycota; Sordariomycetes; Xylariales; Hypoxylaceae
Product: THO complex subunit 1 transcription elongation factor-domain-containing protein
Exons: 5
Coding region: 322-2778 (818 amino acids)
Biological process (GO): regulation of DNA-templated transcription elongation; mRNA export from nucleus
Cellular component (GO): THO complex part of transcription export complex
Source: RefSeq, a predicted model, not a curated record
AGGGUACCUUUUUGCGAUUCAUUAGAGAAGUUCACCUGCGCACCUAUCAUAGUCUGCAAUUGUUACAACAAAGGCUACUUAUCAAAGAUCUUGUUCACGACAUUCUUUUAACUCUAACAAACCUCUUCGACAUGUCUAUCAUUUGAACAUGAUCAUCGAUCCUGCUUCUUUAUAGCUAUUCAUUCAUUCUACCAUCAGCCAUCCCGCGCCCGAAUCUACCCUGGGUAGUUUAGGGAAUUGCAUUUUGCGCAUUCACCUAACUAAAUUACGAUACGGGCACUACUAUUCAAUACCUCGAUAAUAUACCGCCUACAUUUCACCAUGCCUUCGGCCAAGUAUCCGGACCACGAAGUACCACAAGUAGACGACUUCGCAGCGCUACUAAAAGAGGUUCUGGAUCAUGCGCAGGCUAUUAAACCCGCCGCUUCAAUCGAACCCCCUCUGACCGAGGCUGAUUUUAGCGAAUUCCUCGCACGGGUACCGACCAUAUUCUUUGACAAGACCCGUCAAUGGGCUAUCGUGGAAACUGCUGCGCGCAAUGUGUUUAGUAGCUUAGUCGCCGAGACUCCGAUCGAUUCACCCGAGUUCGUACAGAUCUGGAACCUCUUCGAUUUCCUGACAGUUUUAUCGGAUAGCGCACAAUGCGACCCUGCCCUCCUUUUCUGGCUCGUGGAAGAGUUGCUUGACAGCCAAACUACCGAAGGAUGCCGCAAGAUAUUCGACUUUCUCGAAUCGCGAAGGGAGCAAAUAAUAGCUCAGAACUUGAACUCGAAAAAGCUAGUCAUUCUUAGAUCUUGCAAUGAUCUCCUUCGUCGGUUGUCGCGUGCUGAAGACACCGCUUUCUGCGGUCGUGUCUUCAUCUUCAUGUUCCAAUGCUUUCCUCUGGGGGAUAGGAGCUCUGUAAACUUGCGAGGAGAGUACCACGCCGAAAAUGUAACGGCCUUUGAAGAGACACAAGUCCAAUCGGAAGACUCGCCAGAUAAAAUGGUCGUAGACACCGAGGCCGACCCCACAAAGGAUGGAAAAGAUGAAAGCAAGUCUAGUGUUAAGGCCGUUUCGUUCGACGCCAAGAACAAGCAGGCAUCCGAGAAUCCUAUCGAUGCUGAUGCAUUGUACCCUGUAUUCUGGUCGCUCCAGCAUUACUUCAGUCAACCUACGACACUAUUUGACUCAGCUCAAUUAGUCAAGUUCAAGACGGGCCUGGAGGCCACCAUGACCGCUUUUGAGACAGUUGACAAGCAGCAAAGGAGUAAUAAGAGCUCUGAUGACAACAAAGUCACUCCUCAAAAAAGAAAACACCCUGAAGGAGACGAGGACCUUCGCAGUAGCACCAACAACCCCAAAUACCUUACAAGCAGAGAGCUUUUCGAGCUAGAGAUCGGCGAUCUCUACUUCAGACGUCAUAUCCUGAUACAAGCGUUCAUCGUGCUGGACUUCCUCUUAUCACUAACGCCACAAGCCAGAGCGAAACUUGCUAAUAUCAAAGUGCAAAACCGAUCAGUAAUUUACGGCGACCAAACGCUUGGGGACGAAGAUGCCAAAUGGGCGAAGGCUAUGAAAGAAAGGAUCACUACGUACAUACAGUCCGAGACUGAUGGAUACUUCUUUUUUCGCGUGGUUGAGAGCGUUAUUUCGAGGGAUAAAGGUUGGGUCCGUUGGAAGGUCGAAAGUUGCCCCCCUAUUAAAAAGGACCCUGUUUCUCCCGCCGAAUUCAACGAAGCGAAAUCCAACGUCAGACGCCUUGCAACCAACAAGAGACUGCGACCUGUACCGAUGGGCUCCCUGUCACUCGAAUUUCUGAAGGAGGAAGACCGUGAAACCGCCAUGGAAAAAUUGAAGGAUCCCGCAAAGUGGAAACUUCCUGAUCUAAAUGUCUUCCAGGAGAAAAUUGCUACCGACGAUCUUGAUCUUGACUUCGCAAAGAACGACAAAGAAAAAUCCGAGAUACUUGAAGCCAAAGCUAGUAAGACCUGGAGGGCCCUGAGGAUCGCCCAGAGAUCAAAGCUGGCCCUUUUUGACAAGAUCGAUGACUGGCAAAAGGUCGAUGUCAUCUUCCAAGAGCAACCAGAUCCAGAGGAGCUACAAGGAGAAGUGUCUGAAACCGGCCAGGCGCCAACAGAUAGACGGCCAAUCUUAUUGACAGGGCCUGGAAAAGUUGGCAAGUCUACGAUAGUCUCGAUGCUCCUGGAGAGGCACAAGGACGUCUUUGGAAAUGUCAUUCAACAUACUACCCGGAGCCCUAAGGAUGGGGAAGUUGAUGGCCAAGAUUACCAUUUCGUGGACUCCAAAACGUAUAAUACUAUACUGGAUGGGGAUUACUUCCUCGAGUUCAGCAAUCGGGAUGGAUGCGAGUACGGGACAAAUCGCAAGGCAGCUGAAGCCCUGGAGGAAUCCGGGAAAGUUCCUAUUAUACAAUUAGACCGUGAAGGCAUUCAAAUGGCCAAAGAUAAUGGCUACUCUGCUCGAGUUAUCUUCGUUUCGCCACCAAGCUUGGAAGAAUUGGAAGCUCGACAGAGGAAAGCCGGUUUAACGGAUGAUGAGGUUGCUCGUGCGCUCGAGGUUGCCCAAGAAGAUAUCGAGCACUCCAAAUCCAAUGACAUAUACGAUGUCGUCAUCACGAAUGAUGAUUUAGAGGAAGCGUACAAGGCUCUCGAGGCGUUUAUAUAUAAGCCCUCGGAGGAGACUAAUGGGGUCAAUACCAACGGCGCUGCCGCAGAUGAUGAUAUGAAAAUGGAAGACGUGGAAAACGUGGAAAACGGCGAUGAACCCUCGACGUAAGGUAUUGAUAGGUUUAGUUGGUUACCACGACGCACGCAUGAAGAUGCGACAAAUUACACGCGUCUACGAGUGGGUCGUACGCGAAGGCACGUCAGUCAGAUAGAAGUUUAUUCUGAAGACCUUCAAACUUAGGACAACUACAAGGACUGCGCGGAAUGGCGCCGCGAUAAGUCACGUCAUCCUACGGUUCGGAUAGGCAAAUUUAGUAUGGCAAUAGAGAUACCCAUAUAAUACAUUCCAUACUCAAUUUGAGCCUACCUACCUACCUAGCCAUACCAAUGCUAGGAGGAUUCCAGGUCAGUUGCAUGCUUAGGAAGUGGUUCCGACUUGAUGGAAUAAGGGCUUGGUGUGCAUUCCUCGGUAUGAGUGCCUAGGUAGGUACCUGGGUUGGUCUGGUGCUAAUACAGGCGGGUAACCUAGGUAGUAUUUGGAUACGAGGAAGGUUGAACGUGAUAUCAGUACAUUUUAUUCCCGAGUUUUUUGAAGCGUUCCAUUAAGUAAGAUGUUCCAAAUCACCUGUUAAGUAGAUACCUAUUUAGAUGGAAGGUGAAGAUGGAAUGCGUCGGUAGGCAUGUAGCUUGACAACAUCGGCAAGGAUUGAAUUUCUGAAGUUCGACCAAUUUAUCUUUUCCCGUCUAAGAGCUAACCUAUGUACCUAGUAGAGUUAGAUGUGUCAGCUAAGGGUACUCACGUGACUCCCCCUUUUUA